AUGGCCGCUAUAUUGAAACAACCCUUGAAAUUGGCUCUUGUCCAGCUCGCAUCGGGAGCGGACAAGGCCGUGAACCUCUCUCAUGCUCGAAGCAAAGUCCUCGAAGCUGCAAAGGCUGGCGCACGUUUGAUCGUUCUCCCCGAGUGCUUUAACUCGCCUUACGGCACAAACUUCUUCCCGAAAUACGCCGAGACCCUCCUUCCCUCACCACCCACCAACGAACAAUCGCCCUCCUUCCACGCACUGUCAGCCAUCGCGAAAGAGGCAAAUGCCUAUCUCAUCGGUGGCAGUAUUCCUGAGCUAGAGCCAACAACCAAGAAGUACUACAACACCUCCCUGGUCUUCUCGCCCACAGGCGCCUUGAUUGGCACCCAUCGCAAGACGCAUCUGUUCGACAUCGACAUCCCGGGCAAGAUCCAGUUCAAGGAGAGCGAUGUACUUUCGCCUGGCAACCAGCUGACCGUCGUUGAUCUACCGGAAUAUGGAAAGAUCGGUCUGGCCAUCUGUUACGACAUCCGAUUCCCAGAAGCUGCGAUGAUCGCCGCCCGCCAGGGCGCUUUCCUCCUCGUUUACCCCGGUGCCUUCAAUACUACUACCGGUCCCCUGCACUGGUCACUUCUUGGCCGUGCCCGCGCUGUUGAUAACCAGGCCUAUGUGGCGCUUUGCAGCCCGGCCCGUGACAUGGAAGCCGCCUAUCAUGCGUAUGGGCACAGUUUGGUCGCUGAUCCCAGUGCCAAGAUUGUUUCCGAGGCUGAAGAGAAGGAGACAAUUAUCUAUGCUGAUUUGGAUAAUGAGUCUAUUGCUAGCAUUCGCAGUGGAAUUCCUAUCUCCACUCAGCGACGAUUUGACCUGUAUCCGGAUCCCCACCCUAGCCAAUUAAACCCCACACACUCAAGCGAGACCACACUGAAUUUCACUCGAAAAUCGACCGCGAACUUUCCUUCCCAUCGAUCAUAUCCGCCCACAGUCGACCACCCCUUCAAGAUGUCCAACGUCAAGACCGGCAACAAGCGCUCGGCUAUCGCCGAUGUGGUGUCUCGCGAGUACACCAUCAACCUGCACAAGCGAGUCCACGGUGUCAGCUUCAAGAAGCGUGCUCCUAAGGCUAUCAAGGAGAUCCGCGCUUUCGCUGAGCAGGCCAUGGGCACCAAGGAUGUCCGUGUCGACCCCCAGCUGAACAAGAAGGUCUGGGAAGCCGGUAUCAAGGGUGUUCCCUUCCGUCUCCGUGUCCGCAUCUCCCGCAAGCGUAACGACGAGGAGAACGCCAAGGAGCGUCUCUACUCCCACGUUCAGGCCGUCAACGUCAAGGACCCCAAGGGUCUCCACACCACCACCGUCGACGAAUAA
This is a messenger RNA of Penicillium bovifimosum, 1347 nucleotides long. RefSeq names its product Carbon-nitrogen hydrolase. The transcript is spliced from 6 exons. The record is from RefSeq and is a predicted model, not a curated record. Gene Ontology annotation, molecular function: omega-amidase activity; structural constituent of ribosome. Gene Ontology annotation, cellular component: mitochondrion; ribosome. Gene Ontology annotation, biological process: L-glutamine metabolic process; translation; oxaloacetate metabolic process. NCBI's taxonomy places the organism in Eukaryota, Fungi, Ascomycota, Eurotiomycetes, Eurotiales, Aspergillaceae. The coding region runs from base 1 to 1347 and encodes 448 amino acids.